Messenger RNA from Pieris napi, 674 nucleotides. Its product is annotated as odorant receptor 85b-like. Lineage: Eukaryota; Metazoa; Arthropoda; Insecta; Lepidoptera; Pieridae. The record is from RefSeq and is a predicted model, not a curated record. Gene Ontology annotation, cellular component: plasma membrane. The transcript has 6 exons. The coding region runs from base 183 to 674 and encodes 163 amino acids. Gene Ontology annotation, molecular function: odorant binding; olfactory receptor activity. Gene Ontology annotation, biological process: sensory perception of smell; detection of chemical stimulus involved in sensory perception of smell.
AGGCGUGUACAUAAGUACACAGACGUUUUUUUUCCUAUAUAUUGGAGAGUCAGUAAAACGAUCUAUUAUUUCUAGGUGUCUUGAUUCAUAUAUGUACUUACAUAGCAAUAGAUUUUAUUCUUACAUCAAUAACAUUUGAUGUAAGUGGACUGUUAGCUGCAUUACAAGUUGAUUUAACUGAUAUGAACGUAUAUAACGUGGAACCAGAAAACGAUUACAGACUGGUAACGGAAAUUGUGAAAGACCAUCAAAAAUUGCUAAGGGUUGUCGAUAACGUGAAUCUUAUCUUUGGACCUUUGUUGUUCGCACAAGUGACGUUUUCAUCUAUUAUUAUCUGCUGUUUUGGAUUUCUUACUAUAGUCGGAAAAGAUUUAAUCAAGAGUCUGCUAGCAACAUUUGGAAUAAUACUUGCCAUGUUCAACUUCUGUUGGUCUGGCCAGCUUCUAUCAGAUGCUAGCUCUGGUAUAGCUGAAGCUGCUUACAACUGUCCUUGGUACAACAAAAGCGUUGAGUUUAGAAAAUGUAUUCUGAUUAUUAUUAUCAGAGCUCAAAAGCCGAGCACGUUAUCGGCAUUAGGAUUCUCUGACGUGACUUUGACCACACUUUCAAAGAUAUUAAGUACAUCGUGGUCCUAUUUGUCACUGCUGAAUCAAAUGUAUGAAGAUAUUGCAUAA